AUGGAGAAGCAGAGAGGGGGGGUAGCAACGCCGGCGGCGGGUUUCAUACAAGCAGACGCCGCCACCUUCAAAGACCUGGUGCAGAGGCUCACCGGCGCGCCGGGAAAUCUCCGGCCGAAGGCGGCGGUGCCCUUCAAGCUUCGAGAGCGGAGGAAGCAGUCGUUGGGCGAUCUCGAGAUCGUCAAACGCGGCGCGAGAUCAGCCGGGAACUCGCCGGCGAAGGGCCCCGCGACGCCGCUGGGGCGGGAAUCGGUGGCGCCGUCCGAGGAGGAGAGGGCCAUCGCGGAGAAGGGUUUUUACUUGCAUGCUUCGCCGGCGAAGGCGGCGCCGCCUGUUUUGCUGACUUUGUUCCCGUUGACUCCUUAAACCUUUUUUUUUUUUUUUUUUUUUCUAUUUUCUUGUUAUAUGUUGAUUUCCAAAACUGCCCAUCCUGAAAUUAAACGCAGUCCAAUGUUUACUCGUUGGGUUUGGUCUGGUGGAAUUUGAGAAUUUGUAGAUAAAAGAGUAUUGAGUUUUAAUCAAAUAUAUAUAUUUUGUAGAUUGAAUUUAAAAAUGUAAUCAAAUUAGCUUUAUGUUUA
Molecule: messenger RNA, 578 nt
Organism: Salvia miltiorrhiza (redroot sage)
Lineage: Eukaryota; Viridiplantae; Streptophyta; Magnoliopsida; Lamiales; Lamiaceae
Product: VQ motif-containing protein 31-like
Source: RefSeq, a predicted model, not a curated record